Molecule: messenger RNA, 2868 nt
Organism: Pieris napi
Lineage: Eukaryota; Metazoa; Arthropoda; Insecta; Lepidoptera; Pieridae
Gene: Cbl
Product: E3 ubiquitin-protein ligase CBL-B-B
Exons: 14
Coding region: 212-2698 (828 amino acids)
Biological process (GO): negative regulation of epidermal growth factor-activated receptor activity; cell surface receptor signaling pathway
Cellular component (GO): plasma membrane; membrane raft
Molecular function (GO): calcium ion binding; receptor tyrosine kinase binding; phosphotyrosine residue binding
Source: RefSeq, a predicted model, not a curated record
UUCGUCCUUGUCAAACAUUAUUUGACACACGCGUGUGUCAGUGCGCGAUCGUUUGUCGUUUCGUGUGUUAUUUUGUGCGGUAAAUGUUUCUCUUCGUGAAAAUGAGAAAACACGCGCUUGAUUAUCUAAUUAUAAAGUGAUAUAAGUGUAUUUGUUAAGUGUCUUCGUUUUAAAUAGUUAUUUGCUUUUGUAUGUCAUCGGACUCAUCAAUAUGGCGGCAUCCCGUCACAAAUCACAACAGAAAAAUAUAUCGUCCAUAUUUUCUAAACUGCACGGCGCUUUCUCUGAUGCAGUGUGUCCAACAAAGCUUGCAACAGACAAGCGUACCCUUGAUAAAACAUGGAAGCUAAUGGACAAAGUUGUAAAACUGUGUCAACAUCACAAGAUGAACCUGAAAAACAGUCCACCUUUUAUAUUAGAUAUUUUGCCUGAUACAUAUCAGAGGUUGCGCGUUAUAUACUCUAAAUAUGAGGACAAUAUGCAGGAAUUGAAUAAUAAUGAACAUUUUAACAUAUUUAUUAUUAAUUUGAUAAGAAAAUGUAAGCAAGCUAUAAAGUUGUUUAAAGAGGGUAAGGAGAAAAUGUUUGAUGAAAAUUCUCAUUAUAGGCGUAAUUUGACUAAGCUCAGUUUAGUAUUUAGUCAUAUGCUGAGUGAGUUGAAGGCUAUGUUUCCAAAUGGUACAUUUGCUGGUGACCAGUUCCGUAUAACCAAGAGUGAUGCAGCUGAAUUCUGGAGGACAAACUUUGGUAACAGCACAUUGGUGCCAUGGAAGAUAUUCCGCGAGGAGCUGAACAACGUGCAUCCAAUAUCAUCAGGGUUGGAAACCAUGGCACUGAAGACCACGAUAGAUCUCACCUGUAACGAUUUUAUAUCGAAUUUCGAGUUUGAUGUCUUCACGAGGCUUUUUCAACCGUGGAGCACGUUGUUACGGAAUUGGCAGCUUUUAGCGGUAACACAUCCAGGGUAUGUUGCCUUCCUAACAUAUGACGAAGUGAAGGCGCGGUUACAGAAGUACAUACACAAGGCUGGCAGUUAUGUGUUUAGGUUAUCGUGUACGCGGCUUGGUCAGUGGGCGAUUGGUUAUGUGACUGUAGACGGCGAGAUACUACAGACGAUACCACAAAACAAGAGUUUGGUGCAGGCGCUACUGGACGGAUAUAGAGAGGGAUUCUAUCUAUAUCCAGACGGUCGUGACGUGAAUCCAGACCUAAGCAGCGCCAUCAUUUCGCCAGCAGAAGACCAUAUAACCGUCACACAGGAACAGUAUGAGCUUUAUUGUGAAAUGGGUAGUACGUUUCAAUUAUGUAAAAUAUGCGCUGAAAAUGACAAGGAUAUAAGGAUAGAGCCGUGUGGACAUCUUCUUUGUACGCCGUGUUUGACAGCUUGGCAGAUCGACUCGGAAGGUCAAGGCUGUCCGUUCUGUCGUGCAGAAAUCAAGGGAACAGAACAAGUGGUUGUUGAUGCCUUUAUACCCCCGAGACCGCCCAAUACCACGGCUGAUGUCAAGUUAGCGAACACAAAGACAGCUGUAAGGCCGGUGUCUUCAAACUCGUCAGGGUCCAGUGGAUCGUCAGGUUCGUCUGCGUGUAAUGGGUCAAGUUCGGAAACGCCUACGUCAAACAAUGCGAACGGCUGGUCCACAAGGAAUACGACGUUUAACGGUCUCACAGAUGACAUCGAUGAUUCAGAGGAUUGGGCAGAAUUUAACGCGGCAACAUCGACAAUAGAUGCAUUACGGCCAGGUGUUAGGUCUGCCGGAGCAUCGCCACGACACUCGCCUAGAGCUGUUCGCAAAGCGCCCGCGCCCGCUGAAAACGCGUACGGGGAACUACGAGCGCCGCCUCUGCCGCCUCGGAAGAGUCUUUCCCCAGCAGAAACUAUUGUUGCAGCGUCCAGUGUACAGGAUAUUGCUGCUGCUAGUUCUAUUAUUCCAGAUCCUAGAAGGCGAUCAUCAUUGGAGCCAGAACCAGACUCAAGGCAUAAGCUGACUUCUGUGAUCACUGGUUCGACGGAGACCAUCACUGGAAUUAUUGAUACCAGACAUGAAGUUAUACCUCCCGACCCGAGAGCCUUCGAAAAACCUCGAAGAGCAUGCACACCUCAAGCAAACAGUCGGCCACUGCCCGCACCCCCUCCAGAAAGGCAAGAGGAACGAACAGAAAGACAAGAUAGACACGUGCAAGACCGACUCGAUAAUCGAAUAGAGAGGUCAGAAAGAUCGAAUUCGGAGAAUCGAGUUCUUGAUCGGCAUAUGGAUUUCAGACCCCCAGAACGGCCAGACAAAUCAGACCGAAUACAAGAAAAAGCUAACUUCGAUAGGGAACAUCGAGCGCCUCCUCGCCAAAGAUCGCUCCCGUCUUCAACGACUACGGAUCAUCAACCAACGAAGUCCACUACGAUGCCUAAAUUUCCAUCAGAGGAUGUGAAGGACCCGCCAUAUGAGAAUGUCGGCAAUGAGAAAAAUGAAUUAUCUGUUGCACCUAAAAAAAUAAACCCGCUGACACACGACAAACACGGCCGUAAAUACAACGAGAACGUGUCAUAUGAGAACAUAAAUCUCGAUUACAUCGCGAGGCUGGUCGACGAAGGAUAUCCCAAGGAGAUCGUAGUUCGAGCGUUGGGCAUCACGCGGAAUGAUCUAGAAAUGGCCUGCGAUAUUCUACACGAAUUCGGCACGAAGGUCCCUAGUAAAUGCUAGAAAUGUAUUUUUAAUUCAACUGUUCGCUUUAAUAGUUCUUAUUUUCAAUAGUCUAAGGUCCAUAAUCCCAUCUAGUCUUGAGCGAUGUGAUGUGAAACUAUCGAAACUCAAUUUUAAUUUUACAUUAUUAAAAUUGUUUAAUGUUAAGGGAGCGUUUAAGUAUUACGUAA